Messenger RNA from Talaromyces stipitatus ATCC 10500, 785 nucleotides. RefSeq names its product 2Fe-2S iron-sulfur cluster binding domain protein. The record is from RefSeq and is a predicted model, not a curated record. Gene Ontology annotation, biological process: positive regulation of oxidoreductase activity; P450-containing electron transport chain. Gene Ontology annotation, molecular function: 2 iron, 2 sulfur cluster binding. The coding region runs from base 91 to 675 and encodes 194 amino acids. NCBI's taxonomy places the organism in Eukaryota, Fungi, Ascomycota, Eurotiomycetes, Eurotiales, Trichocomaceae. The transcript is spliced from 3 exons. Gene Ontology annotation, cellular component: mitochondrion.
GGACAUUAGUAAAACCACUUUCUCUUCGUCACUCUUCUCUUGUUCUUGUUCUUGCAAUUGAAUUGUCCUUGAGGAGGAUAAGUUGGCAACAUGACUCUCUGGAGAGAAGCUGGUCUCCAGCUCCGACGAGCCGUAUCAAGGACGGCCUCUAUCGACCGUCGGUAUAUCAGCGGACUUAACGGCGCACGAAAGCAAUUCUUACAAUCGACCAAGAUCGGCCAGACCGUGCAUCGAGAUUCACAUUUACAAAACAUUGCGCUGUCCAGACGGCAAUUCUCUGCCACAUCGGUAGCUGCUCAUGGCCAUAUCACUCCCCCCAAGCCUGGAGAAGAGAUAAAUGUCUCCUUCAUUGACAAAGACGGCGAAAAGUACGAAUUUCAAGUAUCCGAAGGCGACAACUUAUUGGACAUUGCUCAAGCAAACGACUUGGAAAUGGAGGGCGCUUGUGGAGGUUCCUGCGCUUGUUCAACCUGCCAUGUAAUUGUAGAAGACCCCGAACUAUACGACCGAAUGCCAGAACCCGACGACGACGAAAAUGAUAUGCUGGAUCUCGCUUUUGGACUUACAGAGACGUCGCGGCUGGGAUGCCAGGUGAAAAUGACGAAAGAUUUGGACGGAUUAGUGGUUCGAUUGCCCGCGAUGACAAGGAAUUUGCAGGCAAGCGAUUUCAAAUAAAAGACCUUUCACCUCUCUACUCUGACUGCUACGAUGUGGCUAUGGAAUCAGUAAGCCAGCAGCUUGUACUUGUAGAUAGAUAUAUAAUUGAUAACCUACUUCGUAUUUAA